Molecule: messenger RNA, 1461 nt
Organism: Clarias gariepinus (North African catfish)
Lineage: Eukaryota; Metazoa; Chordata; Actinopteri; Siluriformes; Clariidae
Gene: cd151l
Product: CD151 antigen, like
Exons: 8
Coding region: 196-957 (253 amino acids)
Cellular component (GO): membrane
Source: RefSeq, a predicted model, not a curated record
CCUGAGCGGAGAGAGAGGGGUUUACUGUGUGUAACUCUGAGGGAGUUUAGGUCAUUACUCCGCUUAUUUUUUUACAGAUCUUUACCAGAGGAAGGCUUUAUUUACUUUAGUAAAAGUCUGUAAAUAUACUGGUUAUUUAUUUAUUUGGACUGAUCUUCCUCAGGACAGCUGCUGCCUCGCGCCUCAUCUCUCAGCAUGGGCGUAAACACAGAGAAGAAGGACCCGUGUGGCACGGUGUGCUUGAAAUACCUUCUGUUCAUGUUUAACUUCACCUUCUGGCUGGCAGGAGGCGGUGUUUUGGCUGUAGGAUUGUGGACACUGGUAAAGAAGAGCGACUACAUCAGCCUGUUGUCCUCUAGGAUCUACGCAAUCUCGGCCUACAUCCUAUGCCUGGCUGGGGUCAUCGUCAUGAUAACGGGGGUUCUGGGCUGCUGUGCCACCUUUAAGGAGAGAAGACGACUUCUAAGAGUGUAUUUCGUCCUGCUGCUUUGCAUCUUUCUCCUGGAGAUCCUGGCUGGAGUUUUGGCCUACAUCUACUACCAGCAGCUGAGUGAUGAGCUGAAGAACAACCUGAAGAACACCAUGGUGAACAAAUACAAGCAGCCGGACCAAGACCACAUCACACAGGCUGUGGAUAAAUUACAGCAAGAGUUUAAAUGCUGUGGCAGCAACAACUCAACAGAUUGGAACGAGAGCGUUUGGGUCCGCGCCGGUGAGUCAGAGAUGAGAGAGGUACCAGACAGCUGCUGUAAGACUCAGACGGACGGGUGUGGACGCAGAGUCCAUCCCUCUAACAUUUACAAAGUGGAGGGUGGCUGCAUUGUGAAGCUGGAGAACUUCAUUAUGGACCACUUGAAGCUGAUUGGUGCUGUGGGAGUGGGCGUGGCUUGUGUACAGAUCGUGGGGAUGGUUUUCACCUGCUGCCUCUACAGAAGCCUAAAAGCAGAGCCGUACUGAGCUGUAGUUUUAGUUUAGCCUACAAAACGUUAUCACACACACACACUGAUACAAGAAAGGGAUGUUUGUGAUUAUAAAAGUGCCUUAUAUGUAGAGAAGACUUGAAAUUCUCAAACUCCCUUCAAGUAACAGACGGUUGUAUUUAACGUAACGUUGUCCUGCGUAACCUGUAGCUCGUUAGAGUGGCUUCCAGUGAAAUAAGGAAUUUCAUCAACCCUUUAAUGACUGACUACUUUUUUCAUGUACAAUAUCCAAUAUACUGGAUAUUUAUCAUUUGUUAUUUUUGUAUAAUUUAAAGCAUUUUUAAAUUUUUUUGUUCCUGAUUGUUUUUUGUUUGCUGGAGACGUCUGAGCAUUUCUAGUCCUUGUUUGUCAACAAAAGUUGUGUUCUGCAGCUUUAUUUGUAUUGGUGUUAAGACCAAGAUAGGAAUUUUAAUUAAUCAUGAUUUUGUAGAAAUCGUUAUAAUUUGUAUUGUUUAAUCCUGACAUUUCAUUUCAUUUUGUU